CUUAUAGCUAGCUCUACUAUAUCUAUAAUUAUUGUACCACUCCAUCUUUGUCUCUCAUGCACAUAUUUUCUCACCAUCAAUCCAAUACCGACGUCUCUGAUCAUCUCCUUGGUCGGGCAUCAAGGACUGAUGAUUAUACUUUAAUAAAAUUUUACAAGCCCAAAUAUACAUUUAAUUAGCACACACACAUAUAUACUAGUUAGCUUGUACAUAAUAAGUAAUGAUGAGGAAGCCGGAUCCCCCGGGGGCGUCGACAAUGGCGAAAGAUAAGACGGGGAAGGGUAAGCAGAAGGCGGGGGCGGGGUCGGCGGUUAAACUGAGGAAAGGGUUAUGGUCGCCGGAGGAAGAUGAGAGGCUGAUGAUGUACAUGGUGAGGAACGGCCAAGGUUGUUGGAGCGACAUUGCCCGGAACGCCGGGCUCCAGAGGUGCGGGAAGAGCUGCCGCCUCCGGUGGAUCAACUACCUCAGGCCCGACCUUAAACGCGGCGCUUUUUCACCUCAUGAACAAGAUCUCAUCCUCCAUUUGCAUUCCCUUUUGGGAAACAGAUUUGCGUUGCAGGUGGUCUCAAAUUGCGGCGCGGCUCCCCGGCCGGACAGACAACGAAAUCAAGAAUUUCUGGAACUCCACCAUCAAGAAGAAGUUGAAAAAUACCAACUCAACCCAUUCCCCCAACGCGAGCGAUUCGUCCUCGGAUAACAACCCAAUGGCUAUCCUCGGAGGAGGAGGACCGGCCUCCGCCGCCGCCGCCUCAAUUCCUCCCAUGCAACACAACCAACCGGAUUCUUCAUCUUCUUUAAUGCUACCAAACGCCCACCUCCACCACCAACACUUUGACCCUUUUCCUCAGCAUCAUCAACCGCACAACUACGACGAGGGCGUACCUUUGCUCGGCUUUCCGCCGUGUACAACGGCCGGAGUUGGUGGCUGCGGUGAUCAAAGUGUCUUUCUUGGUGACUAUAAUUUUUUCGUGGAGCCCUUUGCUGUGAUGGGAUUGGAAAAUGACCUUUCUGUCCCUGCAUUGGAGAGCUGUUGUACUAGCUAUACUCAUAACGAAAAAGAGAAUGUUGAGUAUAAUGCUACCAAUAAUAAUAGGGUUAUUGAAAGCUAUGGAGUUGGAGAUGGGGAUGGUAUUGUUAAUGUUGACAAUUGUGACAUCUUUGACGAAAAAGGGAAUAAUAUUGUUUGCAACAACAUUAGCAAUAACCAACAUUUGGUCAAUGUUGACAUGACAGAUCUUAAGGUUGAGGAUUACAUGGUCAAUAGUUAUGGAAAUCAUCAUUGGAGUGGAGAAAGCUUAAGGAUGGGAGACUUUUUGGAUUGGGAAGGUUUGUUGGCUAACCUCCCUUCCUUACCUUACUUUUGAUUCAUUACUUCCAUGAAUUGAAUCAAAGAGUACGCUAUCGUUUUCAAGUAUAUAGGGUUUUGGUUCUCUCUUUACCUCUAUUCUUUGAAAGGUCUUAUACCCUAAACCCCCAAGUGAUAUAGAAAUUCAAUGUAUCAGUCAUCCAUGAUUUAAAAAGUGCGUCAAACCCAUUGUGUUAUAAUUACUCAUGCACAAAACUUUUUCAUGAACAAAUUUUACAUGGAAAUCACUUUUCUCAAUAUUGUGAUUGAAUAUGCAAAUAAAUUUGUCAAAACCUCUGAAUUAUACAAAAAAAUGAUAAUCAAUAUUCUUUUAUUUGAUCAUUAAAUUUGUUCAUAGAAGGGGUUUUGCGCAUGCAUAAUUACAACACAAGGGUUUGACGCAUGUUUUUAAAUUACAUGGACUAAUGUGCUGUAUUCCUACAUCACAAAGGAGUUUGAUGUAUCAAACCCAUUCUUUGAGUUUGUUCUCUCUAGGUACACAUAUUCAUAACAGAUACAGUAGAAUAAAUCUCGAAUGAGAGGUGUGUGUAUUGUAUACCAGGGCAUGGCGGUGUAUAUAAUUUUCAAUCAUUUUGGUGAUGAAUAAUUAUGAUCUGAGUUGAUCGAAGGCGGCAAAUAAGUUGGUCUUGAAGAGCAAUUGAAUUGAAGGCGUGAAUAGAAAGAUAGAAUAAUUGGUGUUAUUCAUAUGCAUUUAUGCUAAUGAAUUUCGUACUAUAUGAUGUACUUACUUACUGUACAUAUCUCCGAUCCAUAGCAUAUAACAGAUAGACUUUGGAGGUGGAAUUUGAAUAUAGUCGGAUAAAAUCAACGUUCAUAUAUAGGAGAUUUAUUUCUUCUUUUAAGGAGACGAAGGUUUCAAUUCACCUUGUGAUACUUGUACAGUGGGGAGGGUUCUAAAGAGAACCCCUCUUAAAAUGAGAACUCGUGAGAACCCCGACAACCGUUGGUAUUUUUGGCUGAAAUUUUUUGUGUAUUUUCCUCAUCAAGUCUAGUUCAUCUAUACCAAAUUUGAGCAAAAAAUUCAAUCGGG
This is a messenger RNA of Cuscuta epithymum, 2396 nucleotides long. The record is from the annotation of a GenBank genome assembly. Lineage: Eukaryota; Viridiplantae; Streptophyta; Magnoliopsida; Solanales; Convolvulaceae.